Messenger RNA from Pseudomassariella vexata, 1041 nucleotides. RefSeq lists its product as uncharacterized. The record is from RefSeq and is a predicted model, not a curated record. Lineage: Eukaryota; Fungi; Ascomycota; Sordariomycetes; Amphisphaeriales; Pseudomassariaceae. The transcript is spliced from 2 exons. The coding region runs from base 1 to 1041 and encodes 346 amino acids.
AUGACAGCCCUUGCACCAUACGCCAAUGAUCACAAGGAUCCCAACGGGGAAGGGGAUGCGCGCCCGACAGCACUCAAGAUUAUCCGUGACCAAGGCCUCGAUGGCAAGCUCCGCGGUAAAGUGUUUCUGAUCACGGGCUGCAGCGCCGGCAUCGGGGUCGAGACGGCGAGGGCUAUUCAUGCCACGGGUGCAGAUGUCUAUAUGACUGGUCGUAACCAAGAAAAAGGGCAGCAAGUGGCCGACAAGAUCGCAAGAGAUGGCCAACCAGGCAAAGUGGUCUUUUUGGAACUGCAGCUCGACUCUAUUGCCAAAGUUCGAGAAGCGGCGGCCAACUUUCGGAAGCUGAGCGAUGUUCUGAACGUCCUAAUCUGCAACGCUGGUGUCUCGUUUCAACCCAAAACUACUACUAAGGACGGCCUAGAGCUCAACUUCGGUGUCAACCACAUUGGGAAUUUCGUCCUUUUCCAAGCGCUAAAGGACCUUCUUCUAGCCUCUGCCACCCCAGAAUUUUGCUCUCGCGUCGUCAUGGUCUCGUCCAGGACCCACCGGAUUGCGACAAUGGACUUGGAUGACUAUAACUUGGAGAAAAGAGGUUACGCGAACGUGCUAGCAUAUUGCGCCUCCAAGACGGCCAACAUCUGGAUGGCGAACGAGAUAGAGCGACGCUAUGCCUCGAGAGGUUUACAUGCGCUUUCAGUCCACCCGGGGAUGAUCUUCACAGAAAUAAAUCGCGAUGCUGAUGAAACUGUGGAGCAGAUGCAAUUAGACAGACCGGAGAUACUUCGUCAUUUUAAGAGUACGGCGCAGGGGGCUGCCACCACGGUUUGGGCUGCGGUGGGGAAGGAGUGGGAGGGGCGCCCUGGGCGGUACUUGGAAGAUUGUCAAGAGUCGCAACCGGUCGGUGAAGACGGCGAGGACUCAUUGGAGUCGGGAUUAUUGGAGUCGGGGUACUUUCCGCACGCAUACGAUAAGGAAGGAGCAGAGCGGCUGUGGAAGUUGAGUCUAGAACUCAUUCAUGAAUCCGAUGAUGGAGACGAUUGA